Parnassius mnemosyne (clouded apollo) is the source of this 1449-nucleotide messenger RNA. The record is from the annotation of a GenBank genome assembly. Lineage: Eukaryota; Metazoa; Arthropoda; Insecta; Lepidoptera; Papilionidae.
AUGAGUCACAAUCUGGCAGGAAUGCCAUCUUAUAGGUUGCCUGGCCCAGGAUUAGGCCCGUCGGAUUUUAAGCCACCAAUGGAUACACCGACCCCGCCAGCCCCUGCACCAAGCAAUCCAAAAAAGCGAAGAAAAACAUCAAAUGCUAACAAUGCACUUACACCGCAGCCACCACCAACUGCUCAAGACUUACUACCCCCUCCAUUAACUGGUUAUGGGGAUACUAUUGUUGCAUCUAACCCUUUUGAUGACUCUCCAUCAACAGUAUCACAUAAUGGCCCCAUGAUGAGUCAAAAUGGGCCCAUGAUGAGUCAGAAUGGACCUAUGGGAAUGAUGGGCUCUAUGCACAAUAUGGGUGGUCCUCCCAUGAGACACAUGAGCCCACUGCCACAUAACAUGAGUCCAAUGAAUCAACAAAUGCCACCAAGAGGAAUUAGUCCUAUGGGAAACAUGAGCCCUAUGGGCCAUAUGGGUGGCAUGUCCCCGAUGGGAGGGCCCAAUAUGGGAAUGAGUAAUCACAGCAUGGGGCCAGGUAUGGGGCCUUCAAGGUCAAUGGGAAGUCCAAUGAGUCCUAUGAAUUCAAUGCCUAUGGGUUCACCUAUGUCAUCUGGACCUAUGGGAAGUCCAAUGAAUAUGGGUUCUAUGGCAGGUGGCCAUAUGAGUAACAGCCCCAUGGGACCUCCUAUGCAUAGUCCACUUGGGGCAGGAUCAAUGAAUGGUCCUAUGAAUGGACCGAUGGGAGGAGGUGGGCCUGGUAUGAAUGUUCCAAGAAUGAAUGGACCAAUGGGACCAAGCUGUUCAAAUGGCUCCAUGGGCCCCACCAGUUCUAUUAUGUCACCAAGUCCAAUGCAGAGCGGCGGUAUGGGUCCUGGACAUUGUGGUCCAAUGAGGCAUGGAAGCCCAAUGGGAUCAGGUAUGGGAAGCGGUCCUAUGGGAAAUAGUGGCCCAAUGACUUCAAUGGGCCCAGGCCCUCCAUACUCCAAUAGCCACAUGGGACAUGGUGGACCUAUGGGAAUGGGAAACAGCGGUUCCAUGGGAAUGGGACCAGGUAUGGGUAAUUGCGGCCCACUAGCUGGUAUGAGUGGAAUGGCAAUGGGAGGGCCUGGAGGGCAGGGUGUUGGCCCUAUGGGUCAAAAUAUGAGUAUGUUUGGCCCUAAACCAAUGCCCGUUAGUGCAGGCAAAGUUUACCCACCUGAUCAACCAAUGGUGUUUAAUCCACAAAAUCCUAAUGCACCGCCGAUAUAUCCAUGUGGUGUGUGUCACAAAGAAGUACAUGAUAAUGACCAAGCAAUAUUGUGCGAAUCGGGAUGCAACUUUUGGUUUCACAGAGGAUGUACGGGCUUAACAGAGCCUGCGUUUCAGCUUUUAACGGCGGAAGUGUAUGCGGAAUGGGUUUGUGACAAGUGCCUACACUCAAAAAAUAUUCCUCUUGUAAAAUUUAAGCCAUAG